This is a messenger RNA of Arabidopsis lyrata subsp. lyrata, 1356 nucleotides long. RefSeq lists its product as uncharacterized. The record is from RefSeq and is a predicted model, not a curated record. The transcript is spliced from 3 exons. The coding region runs from base 215 to 1096 and encodes 293 amino acids. NCBI's taxonomy places the organism in Eukaryota, Viridiplantae, Streptophyta, Magnoliopsida, Brassicales, Brassicaceae.
AACAAGAUUCUAAGGCCCAUGGGCCUACCAGAAACAGAUUCAAUAUGAGUUCUUCUUCUUCGCCUAAAAUUCGAAAUUUCGAAACCUCUCAGAUACAUACACCUAACGGAAACAUACAGUAGCUUCUAUUUCCUCUUCCGCUAAGAAAAAUCGUAAUUCAAUCCUUACUUACACCUUUGGAUUCUCUCAAAUAUCCGAUCGGAAUCUGGCAACGAUGGUGAGAGAUAUUCAAGAUGAGAUCAGAGUCCAGAAGAAUCCUCUGCCGGUUGAUGAAGAUCAUAUCGCUCUCCUCAAGAGUCCUUAUCUAGGUGAAAUUGUUGAAGAAAUUAGCUCUGUGAGCGAGAAGCUCAAUGCUCAGUGUGAUGAUGGUGGUAGUGACGUCAACUCUGCUCCAAACAUUUUCUAUUUUGAUCAUGUGCCUCCUAAGAAGCGCCGCUACCUUGGGACAAGUGACACUUGGAGAAGUUUUGAGCCGUUGAACGAAGACGCGUGUGUCGUAUGCGAUAUUACAGACGAUAGUGUAGCGCCUUGUUCUGGGAAUGACUGUCCUAUCUCUGUUCACAGGGAGUGUGCUGAGCUUGAUUGUGAAGAUUCUGCAACCUCUUAUUGUCCCUAUUGUUGGUUUAAAGAUAAAGCGACUAGAUCCACGACAUUGAGAACAGUGGGUGUUGCAGCUGCGAAGACACUUGAUCAAUAUAGAUGUACUAAGCUUAAGAGUGGAGAUAUAGCCAUGGCGAGAGAAAAUAAUCAACUAGAGAAUGAUAAUGAUAAUUCACUCUCAAUGCAAUUACAUGAAAACCUUCAUCAAUUGCGGGAAGUUGUCGGGCAACUUAAGGCUCAAAAUUUCCGGUUUGACGAGACAAUUGUGGAGAAAGCUUGCGGAGAAGCUUGUGUUGACGUUGAUGAUCAGCGGAAAAGGGUCUUAUGGACAGCCAAGGAAGAGAACAUGUUGAGGGUGGGAGUGGAGAUAUUUGCAGCUACAAUCAAUAAAAACAUACCUUGGAAGAAGAUUUUGGAGAUGGGAAAAGGUAUAUUCCACAAGACUCGUAAUUCCUCAGAUCUUAAGGACAAGUGGAGAAACAUGGUGCGUAUGUGAUUAAUAAGUCUUUUCACUAGCAAACGUUAAGACAAAUGCUAGUGACCUUUUGAAGUGGCAAUAUAGUAGUGUGAAGAAAAUAUGUGACUUUGAUGAUUGUCCUUCCUUAUAAUCGCAGCUUCGGAUUCCUGCUUGUAGAUCUUUUGGUAACAAUAGUCCUUCCUUUUAACAGUCUAGUAAACUUGUAUUUGAGAUGUAGACGAUUUUGUUUUGUAUUCCUUAUGUUGAUAUUAAGAGGAUAAAACGUUUCUUCUGUGGUA